Molecule: messenger RNA, 2781 nt
Organism: Zygotorulaspora mrakii
Lineage: Eukaryota; Fungi; Ascomycota; Saccharomycetes; Saccharomycetales; Saccharomycetaceae
Gene: AGC1
Product: citrin
Exons: 1
Coding region: 1-2781 (926 amino acids)
Biological process (GO): malate-aspartate shuttle; aspartate transmembrane transport; L-glutamate transmembrane transport
Molecular function (GO): L-aspartate transmembrane transporter activity; L-glutamate transmembrane transporter activity
Source: RefSeq, a predicted model, not a curated record
AUGGAACAAGUAAACUCGCUCAACGGGAAGAAAAUCCAGCAGCUCGAAAUUUUUACAAAGUUUGCCAGUGCUCUCGUUGAAGAACAGCAAAAGCUACAGGAUCCGUAUUGUUACAUUAGCAAUGAUAAGGAAGAGCUAGCGGCAGGUGGACCUUCUCAAAGGGCUUUAGUAGAAAGAAUACAAGAAAAACAUAAGGAGGAUGAAAUGGAUUCGGCGCAACUGAUUUUAAGGUACGAUGACUUCGUAAACUUAAUCACAAGCUCUAAAAGACUUUAUUCGAAGUUUACGGACCACUCAUUCAAUUUGAAUCAGAUAUCGCAAAAUGCCUUCGGCUGUAUCUUCUUCGCGAUUGACGAGAAUAAUAAAGGAUACUUGACGUUGAAUGACUGGUUUCAUUUCAAUAAUUUGCUAGAGAACGAUAAUUACCACCUUAUAAUUCUUUAUGAAUUUUUCAGAAAGUUUGAUGUGGAAAGAAUAAAAGCAAAGAAGGAAAAAGUCAUAGAAUGGGCAAAGCGUAGAUCGUUACCUUCAGCAGGACUGAGCGCAGAUGAUAUUCGAGUCAAAUCGAUCAAUUACGAUAAUAAAUUUUUAAGUUUUGAUGACCUUUUUCUCAACCUGAAGCAGUUCAAAGAGACUAUCAAUCUCUUGCAUGAAUCUGUCCAGGAUGAAUUUGCCAAGAAAAACAAUUUAUUUUUGGAUUGGAAUACUCUUAAAUUUUUAAAGUUUUAUGAGUGCUCUCCGUAUGGUAAUAAAGAAGGACCGCAUUUGAGUUUGAAUUCGAUAGUAACAAUCCUUCAAAAUGACCUCAAGAAUGAAAAAUUGUUUUUAGGGUUUGAUAAGCUUUCCCAUAUUGAUCCAUGCAGAAACUGCUUCACUUUGAGUAAAAACCAAUUGGUUUAUCUUCUGAAGCUUUUCUACUCGCAUAGAAUCCCAGCUGACGUUUUCGAAUCGUUGAAUCUCACAAAUACAAAUUUAAUAAAAUCUCAUAAUAACUCCAUCGCAUUCAAUGUUUUCAAAGACAUAUUCUAUUUGUUCCAAAAUUUUGAUUUGCUAAAUCAAGCUUUGAUAAAGAAUGCGACGAUGAAUGAUUAUUCAGAACGUGAUUUAAGAGAAGGGGUCAUUAGCAAAUCCGAUUUUAUGUCAAUAUUGAACACACAGUACAAUAGGGUAAACAAUAUAAACGAAUUUUCCCCAUCACAAAUCAACCUUCUCUUCUCCAUCGUUGGCAAUGCAAAGGAGAAUAACAAGAUUCAAAAACUAAGAAUGCAUCACCAAGACUCCCGCAUAGAGGACUUUAUACAAAAUGAAUAUGCUCACGGAAUCAGUGGUCAUGAAAAGAGGUUGGAGUCCUUCAAUAGCAACUAUCAGGAACUUGCUGCGGGGUUUGAUCAAGAUUGCUCGGUAAAAAAUUCACCAUCAUACACGUCUAAUGGUGUCUUCAGCUUUCUUUCCAGCAAACAAGAUAAUUCUCAAGUGACUUAUAAUUUGACUACAGAGGACUUUAUGAAAAUCUUGAAUCCUAAUUAUUUAAACGAUUUGGUUCAUCAGAUGGAACUUCACCGAAUUCAGCAAGCGUCACUAUACACCAACUACUACUUCUAUCCGAUCUUCGAUUCUAUUUAUAAUUUCUCUUUGGGUUCUAUUGCGGGAUGCAUUGGAGCCACAGUGGUUUAUCCAAUAGAUUUAGUGAAAACGAGACUUCAAACCCAAAGAUCUGUUACUCAGUAUAAGAAUUCCAUCGACUGUUUUGUCAAGAUUUUCUCAAGAGAAGGUAUCCGGGGCCUGUACUCGGGGCUGGGACCGCAACUGAUGGGUGUCGCACCAGAGAAAGCUAUCAAAUUGACAGUGAAUGAUUAUAUGAGAAAAACCUUGGGUGAUAAGAGUGGCAAGCUAAGUCUUACACAAGAAAUUGCUUCAGGUGCGUCUGCAGGUGCAUGUCAAGUCGUGUUCACCAAUCCCUUGGAAAUUGUCAAAAUUCGACUUCAAGUGAGAUCUGAAUAUGUCACCGAGAACAUCGGGAAGUCGCAGGAGACUGCUUUUGAAAUUGUCAAGAAAUUGGGAUUUACUGGAUUAUACAGAGGUAUAUGUGCCUGCCUAAUGAGAGAUGUUCCUUUUUCAGCUAUAUAUUUUCCAACUUACGCUCACAUAAAGCGAGACAUCUUCAACUUUGAUCCUCAGGAUGAUACAAAGAGAAGCCGUCUUAAAACGUGGGAACUAUUGUUGGCGGGUGGACUUGCAGGAAUGCCGAGUGCCUUCUUAACAACUCCCUUCGAUGUGAUCAAAACCAGAUUACAAGUAGAUCCUCGUAAGGGUGAAACUCCUUAUGGGGGGAUAUUGCACGCAGCAAAGACAAUAUUAAAAGAGGAGAGUUUUCGAAGUUUUUUCAAAGGUGGAGCUGCCCGUGUCCUGAGAAGCUCUCCCCAGUUUGGUUUCACAUUGGCAGCUUAUGAGCUAUUUAAGGGAUUACUUCCACUUCCAGAUGACAGAAACAUUGAAUCUUUGGAGGCAGAUGAUGAGAUCCCUACGGUCACGAAUUCAUUUACAUCAUUUUUUAGUGACCUAAGCCUUUCAUCGCAUCCGACCUCGUAUAUGCCAACACAACCGGAGUUUUUCAGCCCGAUUGUCGAUCCAUACAGCACCAAUUACCUGAAUUAUUACUAUAAGAGUUGUCAAGUGGCGAAGUUAUUUAUUGACCUGGAUAAUAACUUCUCAAAAUUCGAUUUUAGGGUGUAUUCAAAGUUCCAUGACUAUCUGAAAAGAAUUGGUUCCUCCAAGAAUUAA